Molecule: messenger RNA, 639 nt
Organism: Notodromas monacha
Lineage: Eukaryota; Metazoa; Arthropoda; Ostracoda; Podocopida; Cyprididae
Source: the annotation of a GenBank genome assembly
CUGGGACUAGAGCGUGCUCACAUGGGCAUGUUCACAGAGCUUGCCAUUCUGUACAGCAAGUACAAGCCGGACAAGAUGCGGGAACACCUAGAACUCUUCUGGUCCCGAGUCAACAUUCCUAAGGUGUUGCGCGCAGCUGAGCAAGCUCACUUGUGGGCAGAGCUGGUGUUCCUGUAUGACAAGUAUGAAGAGUAUGAUAAUGCGGUAAACACGAUGAUGCAGCAUCCAACAGUCGCUUGGCGCGAGAGCCACUUCAAAGAUAUCAUGACGCGCGUGGCGAAUGUGGAGCUUUACUACAAGGCCAUCAAUUUCUACGUUGAGCAUAAGCCUCUUGUGCUUAAUGACCUGUUGCUCGUUUUGUCGCCGAGGUUGGAUCACACUCGGGCCGUGACCCAGUUUGCAAGGGCCAAUCAGCUCCAGUUGGUGAAGCCGUACUUGCGCGGCGUGCAGAGCCUGAACAACAAGGCUAUCAACGAGGCCCUCAACAACUUGUUGAUAGAUGAGGAAGAUUAUCAGGGGCUCAAAACAAGCAUAGACGCUUUCGACAACUUUGACAACAUUGCAUUGGCGCAAAGGCUUGAACGUCAUGACUUGGUGGCGUUCCGUCGUAUUGCUGCCUACCUCUACAAGGGCAACAAC